UAGCAUCAGUGUCUGCCGACGGCAGAUACCAGCGCCCUUGAAGUCGCAGUGUGUAAAUGCAUCCCAAGUUGCUGUGGGAGUUGUGUGUGGACACCAUAGUGCAGGCUACCGUCAGGUACCAGCGCUUCUGUCGUCGGCCUAGGGAGGUGUGGUUGGAGGUGCAGAAGGUGUGGAGGAUGGUGUGGAGGAUGAAUCCGCCAAUACCACUGCGCGCGUCUGUUCUUCUUCACAGUCACCUUUGGCAAGGGCUCUAUCCUGCAGCCGAGAAUGACAUAACUAGAGUCCUGUUGGCAUUACUUGGCGCAAAGUGUCCCAGGAUCUGUCUUGUCCGGUUCGAGAUGGAAGUGGAUAGGAUCAUCUUUCCAGAGGUGUUUUCCUCAUCUGGAGUGUACUCUAGACAGGACCACCUGCAAGAGCUAGAUAUAUCCGGCAUAGAUUUGGGCUUCAACUGUAAAUUUUUGGUAUUCCUGCUGCCAUGGUGCCAUAAACUUGCGGCACUAAAGUUAGGGGUGAAUGUUACUUACAAUAUUUUAUAUGCGGCACAGGCUUGUCCCAUCACAGUUCUUCAUAUAAGUCAACGAAAGAAUUAUAUGCCAGAACUGACUGAAAAUAAUUUGAUGGAAAUGUUGUUUGGUAUCAGAGAUAAAAGUGCGAUGGAGGCUUUGGAUGACCUGGAGCAAGGAAGGCUCAUGAACCUUAACCCAACCUGGCCACGACUGGAGGAGUUUAGUGUCGGACGUUUUCCUGUAUCAAACGAAUUCUUCCUCAUCCUCUUGAUAAUUUUCCCUAGAUUUCGUUGUUUAUCGAUCAAUUUGCAAAACAAUCUUUAUGUAAUAAAUUAUUACUAUAACUUGCUACUAAAAUUUAAAACACUACGUAAACUCUCGAUAAGCACCUGCACCACAGUCGUCAACACCGGCUUCAUGCAGGUGUUAGCGGAUGUUGCUCCGAUCCUUGAGGAGGUGAAAGUGGCUGGCAGAUGUAAGGAUAUGAUUAUGAUUCUUAAAGAAAUACUGCCGCUCAAUAACGGCUUCCCUUUUCUCCAUACUCUUAGACUUUACGAAUUAAAACACUUCGGUCCAGGAGAGCCUCCCUUGGAAGCCUUCAUGGCUCUUGGCCCGCGUUUGAAGUUGCUCGAGGUGUUUGGUGGAAAGUCUCGGCACAUACGGGUGAAAGAUAUAGUCAAAUUUCUUACAGUCCUCCCGGUUCUUGAAGAAGUAACCAUUGGCUUUGAUUUCGGGUUCAGGUGUAUCCAGUGUAGUAAUAUCUCACCUGCCGACUACAACAUCAAGAUUGAUAACGUAAAAACCUUGAGGUGCCAGUCUCGCUUUCUGACGCACAAGAGCGUCAGGUGCCUGCUGAAGUACUUCCCUGCCCUGCAGGAAGUGGUUAUACUUGGCAAGGUUGAUGACGUCAACAAGGUGCUGGCCUUCCUGAAGUUCUUGCCAGAGUUGAGAGCGGUUAAAGUGGUGGUGAUGGAGAAGAUGAGCGUGGCAGACCUGUGUGAGAUGCCCAAAGCAAGCCUCGACCAGCGGCCCUGGGAGCUCCACGCCAACACAGCCUCCGUCAGCCCCGCCGACAGACGCAACCUCAUUAACUCUGGCUGGACUUUCCUGCCUGUAACCCGCUACGACUACCCCUGAACAGUAAUGACUACCGACGAUUACCCUGGGGGUCAUGACCUUGUAAACUCUUAGCAGGGGAAAAUUUUAAUUUAUUUUGUUUGUGAUUGUAAUGCCUCAUUUUCGAAAUAAUUUUUAUUACUGAAUUUUUACCAGCUUGACUGUUUUGUACGAGGCUUUCAUGGCAAUUCAUGUAACUUGAUUUUGUAAAAUUGUAAGUUUUAAAUAUAGUUACUAAUUGUAUAUUGCAAGUGAAGCAUGAAAAGUUGCAGAUUUCAUAGUGUGGCGCAUAAGGUCAAACUUCCUGAGAAAAACUGCCAACGUUUUUAGUAUAGUAAGUUUUUUAAUUUUGAUAAUGUAGAAGAUUAUAAACUGAUGAAUAAUGACACGUUCUGGACAGUUGAUUACAAUAAUAAACUGUGAAACGUUUUGUAUGGAAUAUAUUUUUUUAAAUAAAGAUAAUUGCCAACA
Messenger RNA from Procambarus clarkii (red swamp crayfish), 2093 nucleotides. The record is from RefSeq and is a predicted model, not a curated record. Lineage: Eukaryota; Metazoa; Arthropoda; Malacostraca; Decapoda; Cambaridae.